This is a messenger RNA of Emiliania huxleyi CCMP1516, 2070 nucleotides long. RefSeq lists its product as hypothetical. The coding region runs from base 1 to 2070 and encodes 689 amino acids. The transcript is spliced from 8 exons. The record is from RefSeq and is a predicted model, not a curated record. Gene Ontology annotation, cellular component: membrane. Lineage: Eukaryota; Haptophyta; Isochrysidales; Noelaerhabdaceae. Gene Ontology annotation, biological process: calcium ion import across plasma membrane. Gene Ontology annotation, molecular function: monoatomic ion channel activity.
AUGCUCUUGGCGCCCGGGUGCGUGCUCUGGCUGCACGCAGGAACAGCGGCGGCACUCUCGCUGUCUGUCGAGCGCCACGGCGAUCUUCGGCGGCACGUUCGCGCCACGCCGCUGAUGUCAUCGGAGAAGCGUCGCAGGCGCAAGCGCGAUAGGAUCCUGCGUACCUUUACACGGAGGCACGACCAUCGCGCCUCGUCUGCAGCUAGCGAGGAGCACGCUGACGGCGGACGCCAGCAUGUCGCUUCUGAGGCUGCCACAGCCGCCUCCGCCGCCUCCGCCGCAGCGAGCACGGCCGCAGACGCGGAGGUUGUGCGCCUGGAGCAGCAGAUCGCCAACGUCAUGCGGCGGACGACCGCGUUUCAGUCGGCGCAGGACGUGUACGCCGUGCAGGACCUGCUCUUCCGUCGCUUCCGCGCAAAGUACGCGGGCUCGCUCGGGUCCGACUACCUCUCCGAGCAACAGGCCGCGCUUCUCACGGCGCUGAUGAAGGGGAACGUGCCCGCGAUCCGGCGCAGCCUCGCGUCCGGUGAGUCGUGGGACUUUGUCUUCCCUCCCGCGCCGUACGCUGCGGACGGCUCCCGCGUGAUGCAGCUCGAGGGGCGCUGCCGCUCGCCGCUCGCGCUGCUGGUGCGGCCCGACGAGGGAAACCUGGAGGCCCUCUCGAGCGGCGCCGCCGACGCAAACUACCCGCGGGGGUACUGGUCGAGCCCCGGCGCGCACGCCUGCUUCGAGGGCGACGUCGAGGCCCUCUCGCUGCUGCACCGCUUCGGACUCAACCUCGAGCAAAAGGUGGAGUGGCUGCUGCAGCCGUCGCCGAGCUUCACGUACGCGCACGCCGCCGCCUUCAACGGCAACGCAAACGUCCUCACCUUCAUGCGGCAGCGCGCGCGGCUCCUCGACGCAAAGUCGCGCUUCGAGUACCGCUGGUGGGGGAACGACCUCUUCUGGUUCUCCUUCGACGGGAUCGUGCUGCCGUGCACGCACGACGGGCGCGCGAUGCCCAUCUUCGACGGCGCUCGCCGCUCGGACCGCGCCAACCGCUCGACGACGGUGGAGCAGCUCAUCGUGCGGCACGACCGGCGCGAGCUGCUCACCACGCCGGUGAUGCGCUUCGUGCUCGAGCGGAAGUGGGACUACUUCGCGGCUGCAAUCUACCAGCGCCGCUUCGCGCAGUACAUGCUCAUGGUGGGCGGCCUGCUCGGCGCCACCGUCUCGGACGUCGGCUCCGCCGCCUUCGCCGCCUCGUGCGCGGCGUGCGUGGGCAGCUGGGGCGCCUUCGUGCUGCAGGCGAGCCGCGAGGUCGCCGCACUCGGCCCCGCAAACUACUUGCGCUCGCCGCGCGUGCUCGCCGAGUGGCGCGUCCGCCGCUUGCUCAACGCGCUCGACAGCGUCCACCUGCUGCUGGUGCCGCUCGUGCCCGCCGUCAAGGCUUGCGUCGCCGCGGGGGCCCUCGACCCCUCCUUGCGGCCCGCCGUGGCGCCGGUGGCGGCGGCGCUGCAGCUGAGCCUCGCGCUGCGCGCGCUGCAGUACGUCGCGCUCAACCGCUCGCUCGGGCCGCUCCUCGUCAUCAUCGUCGAGAUGUUUGGCGACAUCCUCUCCUUUGUCGGCCUGUACGCCUUCAUCCUCCUCGGCCUCUGCAGACGGGCGUGCACUCCCCUCGCCACCUCGCCGCGCUUUGCGAACGGCUUCUACGUCCUCUUCUCCGCAGACGCGGCCUCGCCGAGCUACGGCGCCAUCGUCGAGACGCAGCUGCUCUGGCUGCUCGGCAACAUCGACUUUGACUUUUUCGGCUCGCUGGCCGACGCGCCCGUGCUGCUCAACACCGCGUACGCCUUCUUCUGGGUGUACACCUCCCUCUCCGUCUUUGUGAUGCUCAACCUGCUCAUCGCAAUCUUCAACUCGACCUACGAGAGAGUCGCCGUCGAGUCGGAGGCGGAGUGGCUCUGGCUCCGCCUCGAGGCGAUGCUCGACUUCGAGGUGGCCGCGCACGCGCCGGGGAUCGACGCGCCCGGCUUCGAGGAGUACUACUCCGAGCUGCGCGAGCGCAACAAGCAGCGCGCCGUCAGGUAG